AUGCCUAAAUAUGCCAAAUUCCUCAAGGAGAUGCUAAGCAACAAAAAGAAAUUAGAAGAAUUCGAGACAGUCAGAUUGAAUGAGGAGUGCUCAGCAAUAUUGUUAAGAAAGCUGCCACCUAAGUUCAAGGAUCCAGGGAGUUUUACGAUUCCAUGCACAAUAGGCAAUUCUUAUUUUGAUAAAGCACUCUGUGAUCUAGGUGCUAGUAUUAAUCUAAUGCCAUUUUUUGUGUUUAGAAGAUUGGGUAUGCAGGAACCCAAGCCAACCUCAAUUUCUCUGCAGCUUGCUGAUCGCUCGACAACUUAUCCUAGGAGUAUAGUGGAGGAUGUCCUGGUCAAGGUGGAUAAGUUUAUAUUCCCUGCAGAUUUCAUUGUCCUUGACAUGGAAGAAGAUGACGAAGUACCCAUCAUACUAGGAAGGCCUUUCCUAGCUACAGGAAGAACGAUAAUAGAUGUUCAGCAGGGGAAGCUUACAUUAAGAUUGAACGAAGAGGAAGUAGUAUUUAAAGUUUUUAAUUCACUUAAGCAUCCCUCCACUUUUGAUUCUUGUAAUUUUGUGUCAACUAUAGAUGUUACCUCCCUCUCUCUGAAUGUACCACAGGUACAAGAUGGAUUAAUGAAAGAUGUAUUGGAGAGAAUACUUACAUUAGAAAGGAGGGAUUUGCACGACACUGAAGAAAUAAUAGAUGAGAUCUUAGCAUUGAACAAUGGGGUACCUAGAAGAUGGUUCGAACAAAGGAUAUUUGAAGAUUUAGGAGAACACUCCUAG
Abrus precatorius (Indian licorice) is the source of this 768-nucleotide messenger RNA. RefSeq lists its product as uncharacterized. The transcript has a single exon. The record is from RefSeq and is a predicted model, not a curated record. Bases 1 to 768 code for a protein of 255 amino acids. NCBI's taxonomy places the organism in Eukaryota, Viridiplantae, Streptophyta, Magnoliopsida, Fabales, Fabaceae.